AUGGCGUCGACUCAGGACAAGACUGCUUACCACGCCGGUGAGGCCAAAGGCCAUGCUGAGGAAGAAAUGAGGGAGAAGAUAGCAAAGGCGAGGGCGUUGGCGGCGGAAGCUAGACAGAAGGCGGGCUUGACGGCUCAGGCAGCGAGGGACAGGGCGUCGGAGAACGCGGAGACUGUCAAGGAGAAGACAUCGGAGACUGCCGAAGCGGCCAAGGAGAAUGCAGUCGAGGGAAAGGAGAAGACUGGUGGCUUUCUACAGCAGGCUAGUGAGAAAGUGAUGAAUGUGGCGCAGGGAACAGCAGAAGCAGUGAAGAGCUCUUUGGGAAUUGGUGUAGACAAUAAGGACAAGGAGACGGCUGCUGGAGGAAAUAAUAUGAGUUUCCAGCAGCCAACCGGCGGUUUGGCUACCGGAAACCUUGAUACCGGACGACUUAUUAUAGUGACUGGAAGUUCACUAAAGCCGCCGGUAAUUGUUGACGGUUUAUCGACGAUUGCUGGCGGUAUCCGGCAAGACUCCGGCGGUUUAGCCGCCGGAAACCGUUUUCUACGUGGUUUAUUCAGAUGCACUAAAUUUACUCUUCAGAACUCUAGCAGAAGAUCAAGAAAAAGAAAGCAAGUGACAAUGUCGACUGGUGACAAGGCUGCUUUUCACGCCGGCGAGGCCAAAGGCCAAACUCAGGAGAAAACGGAUAAUUUGUUCGGAAAAGCUUCGAACGCGGCUUCUGGAGCUAAGGACAAGACGGCAGAGACGGCGCAGGCGGCAAAGGAUCAUGCAGUAGAGGGAAAGGACAAUGCUGGUGGCUUUCUACAGCAGACUGGAGAGAAAGUGAAGAACGCGGCGCAGGGAACUACCGACGCUGUGAAGAACACUUUGGGAAUUGGAGAGGAAAAUAAGGGAAACUAGUUAGCUUCAGAAGCUCGGCUUAGAAUGGCAUCACAUUGAAUCUCGA
This is a messenger RNA of Dendrobium catenatum, 949 nucleotides long. Its product is annotated as late embryogenesis abundant protein 1. The transcript has 7 exons. The coding region runs from base 1 to 903 and encodes 300 amino acids. The record is from RefSeq and is a predicted model, not a curated record. NCBI's taxonomy places the organism in Eukaryota, Viridiplantae, Streptophyta, Magnoliopsida, Asparagales, Orchidaceae.